UCAGCCCAGAGUUCUGAUUUACCAGGGUAACGUAAAGGACUUCGAAGAACAGGGCAAACGUGCAUGCUUCCAUCGAUAAUCAACUUCUGGACUUGCGUUAUUGGACUCUGGCCAGUUGGUUACUGACCUGAUGGGCUCGAUGGAGGGUGCAAGGCAAGGAUGGCAAGGGUGCGUGGUCGUGAUCUAGGCCGAGCCGGACCGGCCCUCGGAAGAAGACGGGAAAAACCCGUUGUGAAAGCAAGGUACAAAUAUUGCGUGGCACGGAAGAUAAAAUUUCACCCUAGCUCAAAGUGCUUAUUACCCUUCUCUUCUCUCCCCCCAACGUUUCUCCCAUCAGUGCGACUUUCCCGAGCUUCCCCAAACUUCCCGCGCCUACACAGUCGCGAACUUGAACUACCCACAACUCGAUCGGGUAUCCGGACCGAAGAUCUGUAAUCAUGCUGCUAGAUGACCGGAUCGGAAUCAAUUCCCUCCCCCAAGAGCUCAUAGAUGCUAUUAUCGAUGAGAACCAGGACGACCAGGCUGCCCUACGCGCCUGUUCCCUCGUAGCCCGUCCAUGGACCUAUUCCUCUCAGCGGCACAUAUUCUCCCGGGUCCACUUCCGCAACCAUUCGCAAUGUUAUUACCCCGGCAAGUCGUACAAGACCUCAUGCGAGAUCAACAAAUUUCAUAACCUCAUUUCUACGCGGCCACAUUUAGCGUCGUUUGUCCGGACACUGGAGGUUGAGCCUAUCCUUGAUGCAGUGCAGGAAGAACUCCUCGCGUGUACUCUCCAGAAGCUCGUCAACUUGGAAUGUAUAUCCCUCGAUCUGGGGGGCUACUACUGGGACGAGCUUUCGCAAUGUAUGAGGGACGCCCUCAUUACCACUAUCCGUUCCCCGCGGAUAACCAACCUCGAGCUCCGAGAAGGCCUGUUCCUCCGGUGUGCUGAUUUCCUGGCUCUCCUUGGUGCGUGCGAGCAUCUUAAGAGGCUGUCGCUCUCCGCGAUGUCGUGUGAUGAUCUCGAGGAGUUCGUCCAGGCUGAUGCUCAGGCUGCGGUGGGCUGCUUGAAUCUGCAGCUUGAUUCGCUUGCGCUGAGUUUGUAUGAGCAGUCGUAUCUCCCGCUCAUGCAUCGGUUGUUGCAGCUCCAGCCUUCUGUGGAUCUGAGCCAUCUCCAUCGGUUGUCCGUGCUCACUGCUGGCUCUGGACACUUAGAGGAGCGUGUUGAGGCGACGAAGGAGAUACUCAAGUUGAAUAGUAAUUCGCUUCAGCAUCUUGUUUUGAAUGUGUGUUUAGGAGAACCGUUGUCCAACUUUAUUGAUAUCAAGCAGCUCCUCUCCAUCCAGAUAAAGCUAUGGUGGAUCCGCCUAGACCAGCAUACAGAGCCCACACUAUGGCUCCGCUGGCUGAUAGAGUCGUUCCAAGAACUCUCCAAGCACCGCGUGGAGGAAGUCACGUUUGAGAUAUUCUACAACUCUGAUUGGACGGUCUACACGGCGGAGUGGGCUGCGCUGGACGCGGUUCUGGGGCAGAUGCGUUCGUUGACGAAGGUGAAUGUGAGGUUGGACGCGUAUGAUGGUGUAAAGGGGAGGUGGAAGUACCCGAGGGAGUAUUCGGGUGCUGCGGUGAAGGAUGUAGAGAGGGUGCUUCCGAAUGUGUGCGCAAGGAAGAUUUUGGAUUGUCAGGUUGCGGCUAGUUUUUCUUGUUGAUUGGGUUUUUUUCUCUUCGUCAUGAUUGCUCUACUCUACUAUGAUCGCAUUUUGAUACCCCGGAUACCACUCACGCGUGUUAAUGGUCAAUGUAUUUCUCUUCGUGGUAUUCAUGUGUCUGUACAAGGACAAACAUACUAUAGAUACAUACAUGGAUUGACGCGUACCAUUUUAAUUGGGUUAGAUUUCUUCGUCCCCCAGGCAGCGGAUAUUCGGACAUGUUAAAGAAUGUCCACAUUGAGGAUGUGGUGCGAUGUAUUACCUUUUGCUUGGGCAAUGAUUUUCAACUGGCGCCAGGGAGGUACGUGUACUUUCAAUUGACUUUCAAAUGA
This is a messenger RNA of Desarmillaria tabescens, 2020 nucleotides long. RefSeq lists its product as uncharacterized. Lineage: Eukaryota; Fungi; Basidiomycota; Agaricomycetes; Agaricales; Physalacriaceae. Bases 438 to 1688 code for a protein of 416 amino acids. The record is from RefSeq and is a predicted model, not a curated record. The transcript has 3 exons.